AUGACCUGUAUCUCUACGUCCAUGAGGCCGAACACGCCCAGCCCCCGCGAUCAGCCCACCAUGGCUUGGAGCAGCGCUGCGGGAGGUCUCUAUAUGCUGGGAGGGAUUAACAGCUAUGGCUAUCUGAAUGACCUGUAUCUCUAUGUCCACGAGGCGAAUCAGUGGCAGAAGAUAAAUGCCUCUGGCGAUGCGCCCAGCCCCCGCUAUAGGCACACCAUGGCCUGGAGCAGCGCUGCGGGAGGUCUGUAUGUGUUUGGAGGGUCUGACAGCAGCUAUAACUAUCUAAAUGACCUGUAUCUCUAUGUCCAUGAGGCGAAUCAGUGGCAGAAGAUCAAUGCCUCUGGCGAUGUGCCCAGCCCCCUCUAUGGGCACACCAUGGCCUGGAGCAGCGCUGCGGGAGGUCUGUAUGUGUUUGGACGGCUUGACAGCGGAGGCUACCUGAAGGACCCUAAUGACCUCCAUCUCUAUGUCCAUGAGGAGAACGAGUGGCGCCGUCCGACAUUUUGCAACUGCGCCAAGCCCAGUGCCGCCUAUGGGCACGCCAUGGCCUGGAGCAGCGCUGCAGGAGGUCUGUAUGUCUUUGGAGGGCUUGGCAGCGGCGAGUAUCUGAGUGAGCUGCAUCUCUAUGUUCAUGAG
Molecule: messenger RNA, 636 nt
Organism: Durusdinium trenchii
Lineage: Eukaryota; Dinophyceae; Suessiales; Symbiodiniaceae
Source: the annotation of a GenBank genome assembly